GAAAAAUUAUUGCUAUUUUUGGGACAACAUCCGUAUCAAACGGAAACAACCAAGAGUGUUAUUGUUCUUCUAAUGACGUUCACCCUAUUAAGUAUGGCUAUUCCAUCGUUGAUCGAGAUGUAUGUGCAAUUGCGUAAGAAGAAUAUGGACGAUAUGAUGGAGAGUUUUGCGAAUACUAUUGCUGCCGCGACCAGCCUGGUGAAAUUGUUGAACGUUUACUUAAACAGGGAAAAUUUUAGAAAAAUGUAUAAUCUCGUGACAAUAGAGUGGGAGCAGUUGAGGAUGAACGACGAGGUGCAUGUGCUUCAAGAGGUUACUUUGAAAGGUAGUAAAUUGGCCCAAUUAUACAGAAAUGCUUUACUCUUCGCAAUGUGUGUUUUCUUGCUGGUCCCAUUGUUUGGUCCAGCCCUGGACAUCGUCCUUCCAUCAAAUGAAACUAGGCCACGGCAACAACUGUUCAGAGUUAACUAUAUAAUUUUCGACCAAGCAGACUAUUUUUUCUACGUGUAUAUUCAAUUGUUUUGGUGUACAAUCGUUCUUGUAAUGGCCAUUAUCACCGUAGAUUCAUUGUACAUGAUCAUAAUUUACCAUGCCAGCGGAAUGUUCGCUAUAUGCGGCUACCAAGUGAAAAAAGCAACAGAAUUUGUGGACUCAAUCGACAACAGUAACAUUUCUCAAAAUCAUACACACGAACAGUUCAAACGAUGCGUGACUAUGCACGAUAAAGCUAUCAAGUUUUACGAUAUUCUAAACGAGAGCAGUCGAAACAGCUACUUGCUUCAGGUUGGAUUGAGCAUGAUGAGCAUCAGCGUGACUGCUGUGCAGAUAAUGCUCGCCCUGGAUAGACCGAGCGAAGCUAUUAGAUAUUCUGUGGUUCUUGGAGGUGCGCAAUUUCAUUUGUUCAUCAUUAGCUUACCUGGACAGACACUCGUGGAUCAUUGUACCAUGCUAACGAACGAUAUAUACUCUUCCACGUGGUAUAAGGUAUCGGCAAAAUUUCAACGAGUAAUUUACAUGAUGCAAAUAAGGGCUCUAAAGCCGUGUAUUUUGACUGCAGGUGGAUUGUACGAAAUGAACAUGGAGAACUUUGCAAACACAUUCAAAACGUGCAUGUCGUACUUCACAAUGCUGAUGUCAUUUAGGGAAUAA
This is a messenger RNA of Habropoda laboriosa, 1149 nucleotides long. Its product is annotated as odorant receptor 9a-like. Lineage: Eukaryota; Metazoa; Arthropoda; Insecta; Hymenoptera; Apidae. The transcript has 9 exons. The record is from RefSeq and is a predicted model, not a curated record. Gene Ontology annotation, biological process: detection of chemical stimulus involved in sensory perception of smell; sensory perception of smell. Gene Ontology annotation, cellular component: plasma membrane. Gene Ontology annotation, molecular function: olfactory receptor activity; odorant binding. Bases 94 to 1149 code for a protein of 351 amino acids.